AUGGUUAAUUGGAGAGAUCCCGAAGCCUACUUCCGCCUUUUGGCCGCCAUCUACGCUGGCAAUCCUGGAAUCAAGGUACGUCUCCAGCAUGUUUUCACGACAAUAUUUCACAAGACUCGACCAAAGACAACAACCACUAACACUAUAAAAUUCACUUUUCAGAUUGAUAUACCAAACACAGCUUUGGCAUAUGGCUGCGGCGCCACUGAUCGUUCGAUUCACAAUCAGAUAUGCAAAUGCCGUGAGCUAGCAAAGCAGCUCAAGAACGAAGUCGAGAAGACCGGCGUCCAGCGACCACCACGUGGCAUGGAUGGAAACGCUGGCAUGGUGUCUAGAACUCCUCGUACACCCAGAACCCAGUUCGGUGGUGUCUCCAAGUCCGGUGGAGCUUCUUCUCGGUCUCGCGGUGGUGCUGCCAAGGGCAAGAACCUCGCUACUCCUACCAAGGCCUCAAAGGGAAGCUUUACCUCCGAAGGCAUGUCAAUGAUCGACGCCAUUGUAGUCGACAGCAAUGAUGAAGUUAGCGUGAUCAGUCUAACUAAGUCCGAGACAACAUCCAUCCAUGACGACAUGAAGAAGGAAGAAAUCAAGAAAGAAUUCAAGCGAGAGAUAGACUUGACUACCCCUGAACUAGUGCCUAGUCUCCAGUUCUUUGGUGGGCGUCCUCAGCCCGCUCGUGUUGACAGCCAGACCAAUGGGUAUGUCAUUGGAUCUGGAGCCCAGUCUGCUACGAACACCAAGGACGACUUCCGCAUUGAUGACAUUUUCGAUUGA
Talaromyces marneffei is the source of this 774-nucleotide messenger RNA. RefSeq lists its product as uncharacterized. The transcript has a single exon. NCBI's taxonomy places the organism in Eukaryota, Fungi, Ascomycota, Eurotiomycetes, Eurotiales, Trichocomaceae. The record is from RefSeq and is a predicted model, not a curated record. The coding region runs from base 1 to 774 and encodes 257 amino acids.